AUGUCCGCCAUCAAACAGUCCGCGCUUUACCAAGAGCUGAGUCCCCGCCUGCUCUUCAUCGGGUGCUUCGUCUCCCUGGGAGCUAUGGGCUUCGGAUUUGACAACUCUUGGUGGGGAGGCGCUCUUGGAUUAACGCCUUUUGCCCAGAAGUAUGGUUCCUGGGAUCCAUCCACCAAUGCUUGGAGUAUACCGUCUGAGAAACAGUCUGCUGGCACGGGCACUGGCUCCGCUGGUAUCAUUUUUGGUUGUUUGGCUUCGCCGUGGUUGUGCUCCCGCCUUGGUCGUAAGCCCACGCUGAUGGUUAUGGCGGCUGUGUUGUCUCUAGGAAUCGUUCUGGAAGCCUCUGCCGUGACUUCGUUCUGGCAGUUGGUUGUUGGUCGCAUCGUUGUUUACUCCGGUAUUGGUAUUGCAUCUAAUGUGGUACCGAUGUAUCAAUCUGAAUGUGCACCGGCCAAAAUUAGAGGUGCUUUUUUGACUGCGUAUUCAUUCUGGAACACCUUUGGUGGAUUCCUGGCUACACUGGUCGUCUACUUGUGUCAAAGUAUGAAGACUGAGUGGGCAUAUCUAACAGUGAUUCUAUGCCAGCUUACAGUUCCCGUUGGGAUUAUUCUCUCAUAUCCCUUUCUUCCCGAAACACCUCGGUACCUAGUCUACAGCGGACGCUACGAAGAAGCCGAAGUAGCGAUCAAAGAUCUGUAUGGCGCUCACUAUAACGCCGCUGAGGAAGUCCAACUGCUACGCCUACAAGUCGAGGAACAGCGCGAGCUCCAUCGCGCAACCAGCAUCAUGGAUUGUUUUCGAGGCACAAAUCUGCGGCGGACAAUCGUCGCUAUAGGCGUGCAGGUUCUACAACAAGCCCAGGGUGUCUCAUUCAUCAACAACUUUAUUGUCACUUUCAUGAAACAGCUUGGCUUCGCUGAUCCGCUCAAAUACAACAUCAUUGUACUUGCAUGUGGUCUGGUCGCUAACGUCUUCUCUUUCUUUACAUUUGAUAAGAUCGGCCGACGGAGCAGCAUGUUUACUGGCGCAUUCUUUAUGGCAGCGAUGAUGAUCGGUGUUGGCGGCACCACAGCUAAUGGUUAUAAGACACUUUCGCCAAUGACACAGAACGGAUGUGUCGCAAUGUUGGUCCUGUGGUAUGUCAUCUAUGCUCUGUCCUGGGGCCCUGGCGUGUGGAUCUUAGGCGGAGAGAUUGGAACCGGUCAGUUGCGCGAGAGGACUCUGCUCUUGUCAUCUCUUGGCAGUUUCGUGACCUCUGUCCCGAUCAAUUUCGUCAACCCGUAUGUUCAAGCCGAGAUUGGUGGCCGGACGGCAAUUAUCUACGGUAGUUUUUCCGUCGCUGCUAUGGUGUUUGUUUAUUUCUGGCUACCGGAAACUAGAGAUCGAUCGCUGGAAGAGCUUGAUGAGAUGUUCCAGCAGAAGGUCCCGACUGCCCAGUUUAAGGACUAUGUAUGCACUGGUAUUGGGGCACAGAUCAGGCAGCUGGAGAACAGAGAGGGCGAGGAGGACUUAAAGACUCGGCAGAUUGAACAUGUUGAGGCUGCUAUAUAG
Molecule: messenger RNA, 1551 nt
Organism: Penicillium soppii
Lineage: Eukaryota; Fungi; Ascomycota; Eurotiomycetes; Eurotiales; Aspergillaceae
Exons: 3
Coding region: 1-1551 (516 amino acids)
Biological process (GO): transmembrane transport; carbohydrate transport
Cellular component (GO): membrane
Molecular function (GO): carbohydrate:proton symporter activity
Source: RefSeq, a predicted model, not a curated record